Messenger RNA from Fopius arisanus, 1285 nucleotides. RefSeq lists its product as uncharacterized. The transcript has 3 exons. Lineage: Eukaryota; Metazoa; Arthropoda; Insecta; Hymenoptera; Braconidae. Bases 129 to 485 code for a protein of 118 amino acids. The record is from RefSeq and is a predicted model, not a curated record.
AUGUCAGUUAGCAAACGACAGCCGACGCUUCUCUCCGGAGGGAAACCGGUCUGAUCUCCUCAGAUUAUCAACCGGCUCUUGCUUCAAUUAUCUAUUUCAUUGGGUAAUUGAUAUUUUUCAACGAAUUCAUGAUAUCUAGUAUCACCAGCGAUCCGAAGGAGCCAGCCAUGGAGUCAGCUAUCAUGAACUUGGAGCAGAGUGUUCACAGGGCUAAUGGGAAAUUAGCGUCGAUCACUUGGAAAAUUGAGGCAUUCGAGAAGGAAUUCCCGGAUCCGGACAAUGAGUUGUCAGUGCUCACGCUAAUUCGAUCAGUGGCUCAGGUGAAGGACGAGUACCAGAGCCUUCGCCAGGAGAUUCUGGAAGUCCAGCAACUCCAGAAACAACUGACCGACUCCUUGAAAGCUCAGGUAUCCCAAGUACAGGGUCACUUCAAUGUCCUUCGAGAUCGGAUCGUGGGCCAGAAAAAAUUGCCCCAACUAAAAUGAAAAUACUCCCAGUAGAAAACCCCGGGAUGUUCGCGCCUUGUAUUUAUUUCCCUCAAUUUCGAACCGUUUCGCCAAUUUUUUUGAGAAUUCUAGGAAAUGGGAACCCUGAUUAACUGAGAUUAUUUCGCAGGGUAUAUAAAUAUGUAUAUUUUUUAGAAAUACUUUUAAUUAAUCUUUAUAAAGUUAGUUAGCCGCCAUUAAAUCAUUCAUUUUGAUAAUUAACAUGUGUUCAUGUAACGUGCAUGCUCGAUCACUUAGUGAAUGCAUAAUCAAAAAAUCAUAAAUUUUGUCUAACGAGAUCCAUUAAUUUAUUAGAUAACUCGAGAUGAACUACGAAUUAACAAGUACGAUAAUCAAAUAACUCGAUUUAACUCCCUGAUAGAAUCAAAACUAAUAAUAUCUUGAAAUUAAGAGAGUAUUGAGAUUGCAACGAGUAAAGACUAGAGUGCAAGAAGGAACAAUUAUAAAAAUAAAAGUCCAUGGACUAAUUGGAGAGUACGAGGGGAUUAAGUAAAUUGGGACAGAGGAAGCUGACAAUUGCCUUAAGAAUCAGUACGAGAUUUUAAUCUCCAAUUGUGUCAAGGAAACUGGAAUAUCAUCAUUCUUCCAAGCACAUUCGCACAUUAACGAACAAAAACUUCCUCCAGAAAUAUUUAUACUAGCGAUAAGAGACUAAUGACCAAAUAUACGUGAUCUAUACUAUUCUGUAGGCAAAGAAUCUGUGCACAACUAGAAUUUGUCUAUUACAUCUCUGUACACUUUACUGUUACUAGACAAUAGCAUUUAGUCGUCAAGGAAAU